Molecule: messenger RNA, 3156 nt
Organism: Linnemannia hyalina
Lineage: Eukaryota; Fungi; Mortierellomycota; Mortierellomycetes; Mortierellales; Mortierellaceae
Source: the annotation of a GenBank genome assembly
AUGUCGGGAAGACCAAGUGGUGUAGGCGUCCGUCGCGGCGCAACACUGUCCCGCGGCAAGACCCUCUCUCGCCCUGACCGAUUCGUAACCCCCGAGACGAUGUUCAAGAAGCGUAAAGAGAACGAACCGGCCUCGUGCUGGGUGGUCUGCUCGCGUAUCACGACCUGCUGGGCCCUACCACCGGUCAUGCGCAUGUGUGGCAUCCACGAUAAAGCCGUCCAGCAGGCCUGGAGAGAGAAGGUGACGCUAUGUGCCAUUAUUAUGUUUAUCGGAGGCAUGGUCGCCUUCUUGACGAUUGGGUUCUCGAGGCUUCUUUGUCCUGAGAACCAACGACAGGGUGCCCAGUCCUUCCUGCGAUAUGAGAGUACUGCAGCCAACGGACAGUUCGGCGUCAACGGAUUCACCUACGACUUUACCCAAACGGGCUCGACAUACCCGCACGGAUUCAUAUACGCAAACAUGAAACCCGGCGGGGAUAUCAGCAACAUCUUCCAAAAGCUCACUCCUAGCUGUGCUGGCCUCACCAGCGCCGCCGCCCUCUUCAACAACUGCGACCGCCUAAUUGGAGGAUGUAACGAGACCUUUUCAAUUGACAGAGCCGGGACGGCGAUGUACACGCAUUUCAAGAUCCUCCCCAGUGCUCAGAAGCAAAGGGCGGGAUAUGACUGGAACCAGAUAGCGAACCCUGAGUUGAAGAACUAUAUGGUCAUUGAUGGAAAUGUGCUGAACUUGGAUCGUUACAUGCUUCGAUACCCCAGAGCUUUGCCUGGAGACGAGAUUGAUGUUUUGAUUCGGACGGUGUUGAGUUCCGACUAUCCGCAGGGAGGUCGAGAUGCGACCAAGCUGUUCUUCCGUCGGGAUUCGCUCAAGAACACGGCUACCUGCAUGGUCGAACAGUUUGGAGCGGGAUUCAUCGAUAAGGCCACGCCUGGUUGUUUUGCCGCCGAUCUGUACAUGUAUGUCUCGUUGACCGUCGUCCUGGGUAUUGUCGUCUCACGAUUCGUCAUGGCCACGCUCUUCGAUUGGUUUCUUUCCGCCAAGCUGGCCAGACCCCCACCCAAGAACAAGGUCCACACCAUGGCCUCGGCUGCCUCGUCUAGCUCGACUGUUGUCGCCCCCGGUCCUGGAGCCGUCGCUGCUGGUGCCGCUGCUGGUGCUGGAGGUGCUGCCUUGUCCCGCACCCCUACUGGUGCCAGUAUCGCAGGCGCCAAUGUCCAGGAACUCCAUACCAUCCUCUUGGUUACCUGUUACUCUGAGGGAGAGUCUUCCCUCCGAACGACGAUCGAGUCCCUGGCUGCGACUGAGUACCCUGACAACAAGAAGCUGCUGUUCAUUAUCUGCGACGGUAUCAUUACAGGAUCUGGAAACGACCGUUCUACGCCCGACAUUUGUGCCAGUUUGAUGGAACUCGACCCGGCUUUUGAUUCCGAACCCACGCCUCAGUCCUACAUCGCCGUCGCCGCAGGAUCGAAGCAGCACAACCGGUGCAAGGUCUAUGCAGGAUAUUUCCGCUGGAAGAACCGUCGUGUCCCCACGAUUCUGAUUGUCAAGUGCGGAAACGAGGAGGAGCACGAGAAGCCGAAGGCCGGAAACCGUGGAAAGCGUGAUUCCCAGCUGAUCCUGAUGAACUUCUUCUCCCGUGUUACCUAUAACGACCGGAUGACCCCCCUGGACUACGAACUCUUCCGCAAGAUCCAGCAUCUGAUGCAAGUCACACCCGACAAGUUCGAAAUUGUGCUCAUGGUUGAUGCUGAUACCAAGGUCUACCCGUCCUCAGUCCGGUUGCUCAUGAACUGUAUCAACAACGAUCCUCUCAUCAUGGGUUUGUGUGGUGAGACCAAGAUUGCCAACAAGCGUCAGUCGUGGGUGACGGCCAUCCAGGUCUUUGAGUACUAUAUCUCUCAUCAUCUCGGAAAGGGCUUUGAGUCUGUCUUUGGAGGAGUCACCUGUCUGCCUGGAUGUUUCUGUAUGUACCGCCUCAAGGCCCGCAAGGGUGACGACUGGAUCCCGAUCAUUACCAAGCCUGAAAUCGUUCAGGAAUACUCCCAGAACGUCGUCGAAACCUUGCAUCAGAAGAACUUGUUGCUGCUCGGAGAAGAUCGCUUCUUGACGACUCUGAUGCUCCGUAACUUCCCUCACCGCAAGAUGAUGUUCAUGCCCCAGGCUAUCUGCAAGACCGUCGUCCCCGACGAGUUUAACGUUCUCCUUUCUCAGCGUCGUCGUUGGAUCAACUCGACCAUCCACAACUUGCUCGAACUCGUCCUCGUCCGGAACCUCUGCGGAACCUUCUGCUUUUCGAUGCAGUUUGUUAUUCUCAUGGAGCUCAUUGGAACCGUCGUCCUCCCCGUCGCCAUGAUCCUCAUGAUCGUCAUGAUUAUCCAACUCUCGACCGUCACCUUCACCAACAUUGUCGAAGCCGUGCCCCUCAUUCUCCUCGUCUUCGUCCUGACCAUGCCUGCCAUCCUGAUUCUCAUCACCACCCGCAAGUUGAUCUACAUUUCCUGGAUGUUCAUCUACCUCCUCGCCCUCCCCGUUUGGAACUUCAUCCUUCCCCUCUACGCCUACUGGCACUUUGACGACUUCUCCUGGGGAGAAACCCGUAAAGUCGAUGGAGAGGCCAAGGGCGAAGCCCACGGAAACGCUGACGGAGUCUUUGAUGCCUCAAAGGUGCCCCUCAAACGCUGGGAUGAUUUCGAAAAGGCCCGUGUCCGCCAAGUCAAACGUGUCGAGCGCGCAGAACGUCAACGCGGUCAGGGAUCCCCCUACGCCCGGUCCCAAGGCGCACCCAGUGUGUACACAGAUGACAACGAGUCGGACAUGUUGAGUGAUUUGGGUCCUCAGCAGAUGAAUUACGAUUACUCGGGAAGACAGCUUAUGGGUCCUCCGCUGGCCGGGAACCAGGCGCGUUCGCCUAUGAUGGGCAUGGGUGGGUCCUCCCCACGGUUCGGCCCUCCUUCGCCUAACCUGGGCGCUCCUAUGGGUGGUGGAUGGAAUAACGGUCCGCCUUCGCCUGGUGGGAGACCUGGAGGUCCUCCUUCCCCGGGGAUGGGUGGGCCAAUGAUGCCUCCUCCUAUUAGCCCUGGUGGCAUGCGGAGGAACCGGAAUGGACCUAAUGAUGGACCUGGGUCUCCAACCUCCCCUCGUUCCCAGCACUAA